Molecule: messenger RNA, 423 nt
Organism: Colletotrichum lupini
Lineage: Eukaryota; Fungi; Ascomycota; Sordariomycetes; Glomerellales; Glomerellaceae
Exons: 1
Coding region: 1-423 (140 amino acids)
Source: RefSeq, a predicted model, not a curated record
AUGAUAUCAGCAUUGGACGGCUUGUGCGACGCCAUCAAGACAGGCAUAGUGGGCAACGAUAACGCCGCCACAGGCCAGUCGCACUCUGAACCUUUACUCACGCCCGCUGUGCUUGAUACGGCGUCAGUGCCAGACGGCUUUGCACGCGCCUUUCUGACCCGUGCGCGUCGGUCUCGAUUCCGCCACGUUGCUCCGGGCCUCGCCUUACCUCCCGUAGACGCAGCCGAGUCCAAAGCAUUGCAGCGCUUCGUACAGCAGCAGCGACCGCGGCUGCUGGAUAUCCCCUCAAUCUGCCUCUUUCCUGUCGCGCAAAGGGGGCUCGAGGCUGAUAUCACUGGGUCGCUCAGCCCACUUCUAAGUCACUCGAAUCUAUCCCGAGUCCCCGCCGGUCUCUACGAAGAGUUCGAAACGAGGAGUUUGUAG